Messenger RNA from Colias croceus (clouded yellow), 10434 nucleotides. RefSeq names its product fibrillin-2-like. Gene Ontology annotation, molecular function: calcium ion binding. Lineage: Eukaryota; Metazoa; Arthropoda; Insecta; Lepidoptera; Pieridae. The transcript has 54 exons. The record is from RefSeq and is a predicted model, not a curated record. Bases 108 to 9083 code for a protein of 2991 amino acids.
CGCGGUCGCAGACGCUCGCCUCGCGUUACCUCCGCGUUCUAACGCGGCCUACCCUCUGUUUUCGUGACCUAAGAAUUAUACCCGGAUCGACAGAACAACGGAGUGGCAUGGGUGAUGGUGUCGCAAUGAGCUUGCGGCUGGCGACGCUGGCGCUGCUGGUGUGCGCGGCGGCGGGCGAGCCUCGCCUGCAGAGCACGCCGCGCCCGCGCCACUGGCAGCGGGGCGUACGGACCCUCUCUGAUCGAUCGCCCACACAGUUUGUUGGCCCACACGUGUGUCGGAGUCGAAACAGCACGCAUUGCUGUCCGGGGUGGACCUCCAGACCCAACUCUUUACUUUGUGUAGUUCCGUUAUGUCGCCCGGACUGCGGGUCCCCGGGCGCGUGCAUAGCCCCGAACAUGUGCCGCUGUCCCGGCGGCACCGAGGCGCCAUCUUGUGCGGGCGGCGGACUCUAUCCCUAUCCUGCUCGAACGCGUGGUGGUUGUCGCAGGAUAUGUAUGAACGGCGGCACUUGCACGAACGGCACUUGCGCCUGCGCACCCGGAUGGUCCGGCGAGUUUUGUACUGAACCGAUAUGCCGCGAGCCAUGCUUGCACGGAGGGCGCUGUAUCGCGCCCGACCGCUGUGUCUGCUUCCACGGCCUGUCCGGGACUAGGUGCGAGAUUGACAGACGGACUGGCCCGUGCUACACGGACACUCGCGGCGCGUUGUGCACGGGCGCGCUGGAGGGCGUGGUGUGCACGAAGCAGCUGUGCUGCGCGACCGUGGGCGUGGCCUGGGGGCACCCCUGCGAGCGCUGCGGGGACCUCGACUGCCCCUCGGGGCACCUGCGGAACUUGGCCACUAAGGAGUGUCAGGACAUAGACGAGUGUCUAGCAGUCCCGGGGCUGUGCGAGGGCGGCAAGUGCGUGAACUCGGUGGGCUCGUUCUCGUGCGAGUGUCCGCCCGGACAGCGCAGGCAUCGGACCACUAAUAACUGCGAGGAUAUUGAUGAGUGCGAGGACCCGGAUAUUUGUCCUAAUGGAAAAUGUGUAAACACAGAGGGUGAUUACUACUGUUUAUGUAAUCCACACUUCAUUCCGAGUCCGGACAAGAAAUUCUGUAUAGACGGUCGCGUGGGCAACUGCUUCACGUACCUGAGCGAGACGGGCUCGUGCGGCGACAAGCUGCCGAUGGCGCUGUCCAACCGCGACUGCUGCUGCGGGUACAACAUGGGCCGCGCCUGGGGCGAGCUGUGCGCGCCCUGCCCGCCACGGGGCUCCAUGGAAUGGACGCACCUCUGCGGCGGUGGUGCUAUCCCCCCGGACUGGCGCCGCAACGACACGAGCGGGGGUGGGGACGUGGCGCACCCCAUCGCCAAGAUCAACGAGUGCAUGCUGCGCGCCGGCAUCUGCGGUCUGGGGGACUGCGUGGACAAGGACGUGGGGUACUCGUGCCAGUGCUGGGAGGGCGCGGAGAGCACGGUGCAGGACGGCAGCCCGACCUGCAUCGACAUCGAUGAGUGCGCGCUGCAGUACUGCGCCGGCGGCACCUGCCUCAACACGCCCGGCAGCUUCACCUGCAGAUGUCCACCUGGCUUCGAUCCCGUAGAGAACGGUCUACGGUGCAGCGAUAAAAACGAAUGCGAAAUGACUAACGGAGGAAUGUGUACCAACGGUGUUUGUACCAAUGUCGAUGGAAGGUUCGUGUGCACGUGCAACCCGGGCUACGCGUCCACAGAGACGGGGCACGCGUGCCGCGACGUGGACGAGUGCGGCGACAACCCGCGCGUGUGCCGGCGCGGGCGCUGCCGCAACACGCCCGGCGGGUACGACUGCGUGUGCGAGCCCGGCUUCGCGCUGUCGGCGGCUGGCUACUGUGCGGAUGUGGACGAGUGCGCGGACGGCUCGCUGUGCCAGGGCGGGCGCUGCGUGAACAACGAGGGCUCGUUCCAGUGCGUGUGCGAGGCGGGCUACCGCGGCACGCCGUCGCGCGACGCGUGCGUGGACGUGGACGAGUGCGGCGAGCUGCGCGUCUGCCGCAACGGCCGCUGCCACAACGCGCCCGGCUCCUUCCGCUGCGAGUGCCUGCCCGGCUUCUCGCUCAGCAGCGACGGCCGCACCUGCCUGGACGAAGUGCAAGACUUGUGUUAUGAGAAGUACGAAGAAGACGCUUGCAGCGGACCCGGUACCGCGCCCGUCACGCGCUCGCAGUGCUGCUGCAGCGCUAGCAAAGGAUUACGACUCGGCUGGGGUGUCGCUUGCAAAGAGUGCCCCAAAGUCGGUACAAAGGAAUACGACAUUCUGUGUCCCGAAGGCGCGAGCAAGGACAAUGGGGGCACAGAUAUCAACGAAUGUACCAUGAUCCCGGGGAUUUGCCCUCAUGGAACAUGCGAGAAUCUGGAGCCUGGCUACAAGUGUAUAUGUGAUCCUGGAUACCAUCCCGAUAAGGAUGGCAUUUGCAGGGACAUUGAUGAGUGUGAUAUGUACCAGUCUUACUGCACGGGCGGGCAGUGCCGCAACACGGCGGGCAGCUUCACGUGCGUGUGCCCGCCCGGCACGCGCCACGAGCCCGCCGAGCAGCUGUGCCGCGACAUCGACGAGUGCGAGGGUGAGGCGCCCGUGCCCCCGCCCCCUGCCCCCGCCCCGCCCCCCGGCCCCCACCGCGGGGACAUCCCGCCCGCAGAACAAACGAACCCGUGUGACAACGGUAGAUGUAUCAACACACACGGUAGUUACGAGUGCGAGUGUGAACACGGCUUCGUGUUGGACGCUACGGCGCAACAUUGUCUAGACAACCGUCGCGGCUCGUGCUGGCGGCGCGUGGUGGACGGGCAGUGCGAGGGCGCAGCGCCCACGCCCUUACUGCGGCAGGAGUGCUGCUGCAGCGUGGGGCUCGCCUGGGGCUCCCCCUGCGAGCCCUGCGAUCCCACCGACUGCCCCUGCCCCAAGGGGUUCGCUAAGUUGGAUGGUGCGACAUGUCGAGAUGUGGAUGAAUGUAUGCUCGAUCCUGACCUGUGUAUUGGCGGGGAGUGUGUGAAUACAGAUGGUAGUUACCGUUGCGAUUGUCCUAAUGGACUCACAUUAGAUUCUACAGGCAACCGUUGCGUGGACACGCGGCGCGAGUACUGCUACACGGAGUACUCGGGCGGGCGCUGCGCGGGCGCGCUGCCCGUGGAGGUGCGGCGCGCUGUGUGCUGCUGCUCCGCGCUGGGGCGGGCCUGGGGCGACGCGCGCUGCGAGCCCUGCCCCAAGAGAGGUACGGACGCAUUCCGCAACCUCUGCACGGCUGGAUCAAGCGGUCGCCCCAGUGUAUGGACCCGCCCUGGCGGCCCCAACGGCACCAGCAUUUGGAACCAAGUAGACGGUGGUGAUGGCUUCGACGACGGGCGAGUAGUGACCUGGGGCAACCACACUGGGGAGGAUGAGUGGGGGCAAGGAGGACAGCAGGGAGGGCCUGGAGUCACGCCUAGUCAAAUGGAAGUCAAUGAGUGUGCGGCCUUCCCGGGAUUGUGCGGUCACGGAAGGUGCAGGAAUAUGGUCGGCACGUUCACGUGUGACUGCUUCCCGGGUUAUGUUAAGGACUCCAAGAACCACUCGUGCGUGGACCUGAACGAGUGCGAGAUAAUGGUGAACGUGUGCGGUGCGGGCGCCUGCCACAACACGGAGGGCGGGUUCUACUGCGUGUGUCAAGAAGGGUAUAGGACUGAUGAGCUUUCCAAGAUCUGUGUUGACAUCGACGAGUGCGGGGAGGACCGCACGCUGUGCCGCGGCGGGCGCUGCGUGAACACGGCGGGCUCGUUCCGCUGCGAGUGCGGCGCGGGCAUGGAGCUCGCACCCAACAGGCUCUCCUGCAAGGAUAUCGAUGAGUGCUCUAUUACUUCCGGUAUAUGCAGCAACGGCGCGUGCGAGAACCAGAUGGGCACGUACCAGUGCGUGUGCGACGAGGGCUACGCGCAGUCCACGGUCAAGUCGCACUGCGAGGACAUCGACGAGUGCACGGAGGACCCCACGAGAUGUCAGCACGAGUGUGUGAACACGCCAGGGUCGUAUCAUUGUGUGUGCAGGGAGGGGUGGCACCUGCGCGCGGACGGGCGCACGUGCCGCGACGUGGACGAGUGCGCGGGCGGCGCGCGGGCGUGCGGCGGGGGCGAGUGCCGCAACACGCCCGGCUCCUACCGCUGCGCCUGCGCCGACGGGCUGCUGCCCGCGCCGCCCGACGCCAGGCCCACCUGCCUCGACAUCGACGAGUGCGCUGAUAUUGAAGACCUCUGCGGUGCGGGUGAGUGCCGCAACACGAUCGGCAGCUUCGUGUGCCGUUGCCCCGACGGGUACAGCGUGAAGCCGGAGCAGGGACCCGCCUGUACGGACGAUGAUGAGUGUGAACUGGGCACUUGUGACUGUCACCCGUCUGCCGAUUGUAUUAACUUGCCGGGCUCAUUCCAAUGCCGCUGCCGUGACGGUUGGCGCGGUGACGGUGCGUCGUGCGAGGACGUGGACGAGUGCCUCACCAACAACGGCGGCUGCCACCCGCGGGCCGCCUGCCGCAACACUGAUGGAUCCUUCGUGUGCCUGUGUGACACCGGAUAUAAGGGUGACGGAUAUUCAUGUGUGGAUAUUGACGAGUGUGCAAAUGACCCAACACUGUGUGAGAACGGACACUGUACUAACACACCUGGUGCUUACGAGUGCGACUGUGACGUUGGCUUCACUAAAUCACAGGAUGGCAAACAAUGUCUAGACAUGGACGAGUGCGCGACGUUCGACAACGUGUGUGUGUUCGGUCGGUGCGUUAACACGUACGGAAUGUUCAAGUGUAUCUGUGACAAGGGUUAUCAGUCUGAUAGCAUUGAUGAUUUGAUGCCCGGCUUCAACUGCACGGACGUGGACGAGUGCAAGUCGCCACAAUCCUGUCAAUACGGAGAGUGUAUCAACACGCAAGGCUCCUACAUCUGCCGUUGCCCGCCCAACUACGAGCUUGUGUCUGAUGGAACUGCUUGUUACGAUUCGCGCAAAGCUCGUUGUUACGCGAAGGUGGAUCUCCGUUCUGGCACAGAGCAGUGCCGGGAUAGUGAUGAGCUCUCUGAAGACGGCACCAUGGCUGCUUGCUGCUGUUCUGUUGGUGCUGCAUGGGGUAACUACUGUGACUUAUGUCCGGAGCCCGGCUCUGAGGCGUAUCGGCAACUGUGUCCCGGUGGACCUGGAUAUCAACCAGUUUUGGAACCUCCGUCAUACGUGGUGACGCUGGCGGACAUCGACGAGUGCUCGGCGCACGCGGGGCUGUGCGCGCACGGCACGUGCACGAACACGUUCGGCUCGUUCGUGUGCACGUGCGGCGCGGGCUGGCGGCUGGCGGACGCGCUGCGCUGCGAGGACGUGGACGAGUGCGGGGUGCCGGACGCGUGCGGGCCCGGCGUGUGCCGCAACCUGCCCGGCUCCUACGUGUGCCUGUGCCCCGAGGGCUACGUCGCCAUGCCCAGCGGCAAGGAGUGCGUGGACGUGCGGCAGCGGCAAUGCUACCUGGAGUGGGACGAAGACCGUGGGACGUGCGGCGGGCCCGUGGGCGUGCCGCAGACGCAGUACCUGUGCUGCUGCAGCGUGGGCCGCGCGUGGGGGGCUCCCUGUGAGGCCUGCCCCGCGCGGGGCUCGCGCGAGCACGUGGCGCUGUGCGGCGAGAAGCCGGGCGAGUACAUCAACCCGUGGACCAACGAGACGCGGCCCAUCGACGAGUGCGAGCUCAUGCCGCAGCUGUGCAAGCCGGGCGCCUGCCACGACACGCCCACCGGCUUCCAGUGCGGCUGCGACCACGGCUACGAACACGACAACACAUCGCACCAGUGCCGCGACAUCGACGAGUGCACACUGCACCACUCGCCGUGCCGCGGGCUCGCGCAGUGCGUCAACCUUCCCGGUGCUUAUGAGUGCAAGUGCCCAGCGGGCUAUCGGCUGACAAGUUCGCUGGACGAGUGUGAAGACGUGGACGAGUGCGAUGACGCACGCCUCUGCGAACACGGCGACUGCCGCAACACUGUGGGCUCUUAUCGAUGCGAGUGCAAGCCGGGUUACACGCUGCGCGACAACGCGUGCCGUGACGUGGACGAGUGCUCGCGCCCGCGGCCGCUGUGCCGCAACGGCACGUGCGAGAACCGGCCCGGCUCCUACGUGUGCCACUGCGAUGAGGGCUUCAAGCCGGGUGCUAAUAAUGACUGUAUUGACAUAAACGAGUGCCGUGAGGGUGGCAUGGUAUGCCGAAACGGGCGCUGCCGCAACACGGUGGGCGGGUUCCGCUGCGAGUGCGCGAGCGGCUACACGCUGACGGCGGACGGCCGCAACUGCCGCGACGUGGACGAGUGCACCGAGCUGCCCGCGCCCUGCGGCCGGGACGGCUCCCCGUCCUGCACCAACACUAACGGCGGAUACGAGUGCUCGUGCGGUGCGGGCUGGCGGCUGGCGGGGCGCCGCUGCGUGGACCGCGACGAGUGCCGCGAGCUGCAGUACGUGUGCGCUGGCGGGGACUGCCACAACUUUAAUGGCGGCUACCGUUGCGACUGUCCAGCCGGCUGGCGAUUUGACCAAGCAGCUGCACUGUGCGUGGACGAGCGCAAGGAGCUAUGUUACGAUGAGUGGUCCAACGGCCGCUGUCAUCGUGCGCGCCCGCUGCAACUGGGCCGGCCGGAGUGCUGCUGUUCUGAAGGUGCUGCAUGGGGUAGAUAUUGUGAACGUUGCCCAACACCUGACUCGCCGGAAUUCUUACGUAUUUGUCAAGGUGGAAUGGGAAGACCUAAUCUUACACAGGACCUGGACGAGUGCGCGGUGCGGCCGGACGUGUGCCGCGGCGGGCGCUGCGUGAACACGGACGGCUCGUUCCGCUGCGAGUGCGGCGCGGGCUACGCGCUGGACGCGAGCGGGCUGGCCUGCGUGGACGCGGACGAGUGUGCGGCCGACCCGCGCGUGUGCGGCAACGGCACCUGCACCAACACGCCCGGCGGCUACGAGUGCCGCUGCAAUAUGGGCUUCACGCAGGGGCCGCAACAGACGUGCGUGGACAUAGACGAGUGCGCGGAAGGGCGCGCGAUGUGCUCGUUCCGCUGCCACAACACGCUGGGCUCGUUCCGCUGCACGUGCCCGUUCGGGUUCGCGCUGGCGGCGGACGGCGUGCACUGCCGGGACGUGGACGAGUGCGCGGCCGACGGGGACGUGUGCCCGCACGCGUGUGAGAACGUGGUCGGCUCCUAUAUCUGCAAGUGUCCGGAAGGCUACAGACGCACAUCAGCACCGCACGACGCGGAAGACGCGUGUGAAGACAUCGACGAGUGCGCGGAGAGCAGCGAGCGGUGCGCGCCCGGCGUGUGCAUCAACACGGACGGUGGAUACACGUGCGACUGUGAUGCUGGCUACGAGCCUAGUGAAGACAUGCACGCGUGUAUAGACCGCAGAACGGGCACGUGCCACCGCUCGCUGGUGUCGGGCCGCUGCGUGCCCGAGCCAUGGCCCAGAGCUAUCGCUUCUACUCCUGUGCCAGCUACACAAGUUACCAAAGCGCAAUGCUGCUGCACGCUGGGCAUGGCGUGGGGCCCGGAGUGCGAGCUGUGCCCUGCCCCGGGCACAUCAGCCCGCAUGGAGCUGUGUUCUCGCGCCAACCUGUUGCCGCGCCCCGACCUCAUUGACAACGAGCUGGUGGCGGUUGGGGACGUGCUGGAUGUGGACGAGUGUGCGCUCAUGGCUGGGCUGUGCGCGCCUGGGCGCUGUGUUAACACUAUUGGCAGUUUCCGCUGUGUCUGCGGUCUGGGCUACAAAGCAGCCGGGGACGUGUGCGCGGACGUGGACGAGUGCAGCGCGCGGCGCGCCCCGUGCGAGCAGCUGUGCCGCAACACGGACGGCUCGUACGAGUGCCUGUGCCGGGCGGGCUACGAGCUGGACGAGGACGGUGCCAACUGCCGCGACGUGGACGAGUGUACUACCGGCGCGCACACUUGCCAACAGACGUGUACCAACACGGAGGGAUCGUUUGAGUGCUCGUGUCAAGAGGGUUAUGAGAAGCGUGGUGAUGCGUGUGUCGACAUAAACGAGUGCCACGAGGAGGGCAUAUGCCCGCCGCCGGGCAAGUGCGUGAACCUGCUAGGCUCGUUCCGCUGCGUGUGCCCGCGCGGCUUCCGGCUCGACCUGAGCGGCGAGCGGUGCCGCGACCGCGACGAGUGCGAGGAUGGCCGCUGCCAGUCGCCCUGCCGCAACUAUGCGGGUGGUUACCGCUGUGAAUGUCCACCUGGCGAAAUCCGGUCGGCCAACGGGCUGUGCGCGCCGCAGGACGUGUGCGCGGGCUCGCCGUGCGGCGCCGCGCCGUGCUUCCCGCUCGGCGCCGACUUCCGCUGCGGCUGCCCCAGCGGCUACGGGUGGGACGCCUCGCACGCGGUGUGUCUGCAGAUGGCGGGCGGGUGCGCGACGGCCAGCUGCCUGUUCGGCUGCCGCGCGCAGGGCUCGGGCUACCAGUGCGGCUGCCCGGCGGGCUACGAGCUGGUGGGCGCGGGCCACUGCGUGUCGGCGCUGGACGGGCUGGCGCCGGGCGACAUCGGCGCCGCGCCCGUGUUCCCCGUGCGCGACCAGUACAAGCUGCCCGACGACCUGCUCUCCACCGAGGGCUGCUUCAGCUGCAAGAUGAAUGGCCGAAGAAGAAGAGCUCCUGAAGAAGGCAUCGUGUACGCUAAUGGAACCACGCUUGUUAGGAGGCGCAGGAGACGCAGUAGACGUCGCCGUUCGCUCCUCGAACCGGAAGCCGAACUGAUAGUCCUGCGCACCACACCAAAGCAAACUUGGGGCAGAGUCCCGCUCCUGCGACUGAUCCCCGCGGAGGGCGAUGGCCGACCGCACUACCGCAUCGCGUACGGUGACGACCAGAAAGACUUCAUAUUGAACAAGAAAGACGGCACUUGGGCACUCAGAUUGCGAAAACAUCUCAAGUCCCAAGAAGUUCUGGAAAAACAAUUAGAAUUAGAAGCCAGAUUCGUCACUCCACAGUCGAGUAAGAAGAGGAAUAGACGGCACGUGGAAGAUAUCCCGGCGCCGCUCAGACUGUACGUGUCUGUUCAUAUCGCUCCCACGAAGCGCUGAGCCGUAACGCGUGAGACUCUCCUUGCAAGACAGUCGCGUUAAUAGACCUACUGAUUGAAUACAAUUGACUCUUUCUAGUUUAUGUUCGUAUUGUAAGUUAGAAUGAGACAGCAUUAUAUCUUAAAUUUUAUGAAUAGAAAAUUUUUUUGAUAUGUAAACGGUCUAUUAAUGCGUGUUAAUAUAAUUAUAUAAUAAAGUACACUCGUAGGAAUUGAAUUGGUUGUAAAUAUGAAUUCUAAAACACUGCCAUGAAAUCAGUCAUUAUACGCACUGCCAUAUGAUUCGUUCUCAUUAAGUAUUUGUACUACAGAUGCUUAGGGCUUAUAAAUUGGUAAGGUUUGUCUCACUGCACCUUAUUUAGGGUAGUCUAACAUUAUGUAUGCGAUUUAUUACAACGCCAUCUAUGGGAAAAUUUAAGUAACUUUUUUUAUUCAAGGAAUUUGUACGAAAUCGCAUGCGACAAUCGUAAGGUCGUCGUUAAACGAAUCCUGGACGAUCUCGGCAGUAUUAAUAGUGUGAGGUGAUUGAAUGCAUAAUAUACUAGGGAUACAUAUCGAUUAUUAUCUACUAAAUAUAACGUAAGCGACAUUUUUGUCUGAGACAAAAUUACGCUCGAAAACUCGACUUCGUUUACUUCUUUUAAAUUUUAAGGAAUAAAUGCAAUAAACAUUAUUUUUAUAAACAAAUUAGUAUGAAUUCAUGGAUCAUGGUAUGGUUAUGGAACAUAGUGUAGGAGAUGAUAAUCUUUACAUAUAAAAUAACACGACUAAUUACUUAUUCCGCCAUCUUUAGUGCCAGUGUAGCGUAAGGCGUAUAAUAUUUAAGAGAACUAUUUAUUUUCACUUAUAUAACAAUAUGGAGUCUAAAUAUAUGGCGUCGUAUGAUAGUUGUUUAAAUGUUGCCAUAAAUAUGUCAGAUUUUGGCGGGAAAUUUUAUAUCUCGUUAAUUUUAAAUUAUGGUAUAAAUACAGUUUUGUUACAAAUUCAAUAUUAUCUUUAUGGAGAAAUAUGGCACUAAUUGUGUUGCAAAAUAUCUAUUUUUGAAUAAAAUGUAUUGCAUAUAUAUUUUGACGCUAAAAUCUUUUUAUCAGUUUUUACAGCUGUCAACAAUUCAGGCACCUAUCUAUAGGAUAUCUAAAGUUUAUCUAUCUAGUGUUUACAUCUACUUAUUUUUAUAUAGAGCCAUUUUUAUAGAUUUUUUUAUGUUAACGCUUUUUGGCAUUAUUUAGUCGUUACACACUUCAAUAGACUAGUUUUAUUUUGUAAAUAUGUGCAUACGAUGAAAUAUUGAAAAUGUGUUAUAUUUUAACUUAGGUUAAGGUAAAAUGGUAAUUUUAAAAUAAUAAUAAAUU